This is a messenger RNA of Erpetoichthys calabaricus (reedfish), 1249 nucleotides long. Its product is annotated as cadherin-related family member 3-like. The coding region runs from base 66 to 1208 and encodes 380 amino acids. Gene Ontology annotation, biological process: homophilic cell-cell adhesion. The record is from RefSeq and is a predicted model, not a curated record. Gene Ontology annotation, molecular function: calcium ion binding. NCBI's taxonomy places the organism in Eukaryota, Metazoa, Chordata, Cladistia, Polypteriformes, Polypteridae. Gene Ontology annotation, cellular component: membrane. The transcript is spliced from 9 exons.
GUAGACGAUCAGUAGGUGCCUUGUGACUGCAGCUCAAGCCUAAUUCAGGUGUGCCUCUGUAUUCAAUGGGAAUGAGCAACUUGACAAUUAUUAAGUUGACUAUAUUCACUAUAGUCAUCUUCAUCUCUGCAGGUGUAGAUGGACUUUUUCAGAUAGAGAAGCUGAACAAUACAGUGGAAAUCUCUCGGAGCAGCCCAGUUGGCACGGUGGUAAAGAAAUUCACUGUAAAGACCACUCCACAGGUUCCAGUUGCAGCUGGCUUUCCUAUGAUCAUGAACAGCAAUCCUUACAGUCAAGCAUUUAUCGUUACUGCUUUACUCCCAAAUGACUACCAGGUGGUUUUGGUUGAAAACCUUCCCCAGGAUUUCCCACCCAUCACACAACAAUAUGAACUACAGAUAUAUGCGGAGGAUAUCAGAGGAGACACGGGCAUGAAGACACUGGUGGUGAACGUAACUGAACAGUCAAGACCUCUAAAGUUCCGUGACAAUUUAGGAAAUCAAGAUGUAUUGAUAUACAUUGAAGAGAGAACCAACCCGGGGCUUAUUUACCAGCCCAGUGUUUUUCACUUGGGAAAGAAUAAUCUCACCUAUUCGCUGGCACCAAGCACCCCUGAAUUUUUUAAUUGUGAUUCAACAAAUGGCUUUAUUUAUUCCCUCAAACCAUUCAGAUUUGACAAAGAUCCUCACAGUUAUAUAUUGAUGUUGAAUGUCAAUGAUGGCACUUACAUCAUCUCAGGAAGAAUUAUUGUUUAUAUUGUGAAUAUGGAUGAUGGCACAAUUACAUUUACCCAAUUUUUUUGCACCUAUCCUGGUUCUGAAGGAAAAAUGAACAUCAGCACUACAAAAACAUGUACAAUUCCAGAAGAAUUGCUGCCAGGAACAGAAGUGGCCAGAAUAUCAGCACAAGACCCAGAUGACUUUAAUUUUUUGACCAUCCUCCAUUACAGUAUGACUGGCUCCACAAACUUUUCCAUCAAUCCUUUAACUGGAGCAAUUCAAGUAACUAAGAGGAUUGACAGGGAUACUCCACCAUACAAAAAUAAACCCUUGGUACCUUUGCAUGUGACGGUCAGAAACACACUGAGUGGAAAGUCAGCGGAGACCGAGAUAACAUUUAACAUCAUGGAUCUCAAUGAUAUGCCUCCAAACUGCACACCGCAAGUCUACUGGUUAGUUUGGCAGAAUUUCUACACUGUUUAUGCAUAAUAAAUGCCAUCCAUUAUAAUUCAGCAUGGCUGACGAUUUGC